This is a messenger RNA of Symsagittifera roscoffensis, 564 nucleotides long. RefSeq names its product FAD-linked sulfhydryl oxidase ALR-like. Bases 3 to 515 code for a protein of 170 amino acids. Gene Ontology annotation, cellular component: mitochondrion. The transcript is spliced from 2 exons. Gene Ontology annotation, molecular function: flavin-dependent sulfhydryl oxidase activity; flavin adenine dinucleotide binding. The record is from RefSeq and is a predicted model, not a curated record. NCBI's taxonomy places the organism in Eukaryota, Metazoa, Xenacoelomorpha, Acoela, Convolutidae.
AAAUGAGGAAAAAAGUGGUUACUGAAGAUAGCAAUAAAGACUGUGAACAUCGUGUGUGUCACGACUUCGAGUCAUGGAAAAAACUAAACGAAGACAAGUUCGGAGGAAACGCAGCUUCUGAAACAGAUAAAACACAGAAACAUCACCAGUAUUCGUCGUCUGAUGUGAAAUUAAAAGACUGUCCGUUGGACACGAAUGAACUUGGAAGGAAUACGUGGUCUUUUCUUCACACGAUGGCAGCUUAUUACCCUCAACAACCUAGUAGUUCACAGAAGAGUGAAAUGAAGCAGUUUUUGAACUUGUUUUCGAAGUUCUACCCUUGUGAACCAUGCGCAGAGGAACUGCGAAAGGAUCUUAAGACAAUGCCGCCUGAAGUGAAUUCGAAUGAAGAUUUCUCUCAGUGGAUGUGCAGACUGCACAACAGUGUGAACAAACGACUGGGUAAGGCCCUCUUCGACUGUUCCAAGGUCAAUGAGAGAUGGAGGGAUGGAUGGAAGGACGGUUCCUGUGAUUGAUUGAGUCUUUGUCUACAUUCAUUUUUUGCGUAAUCUAGUUUGAAAUAAA